AUGUAUGAAAAUGAUAAUACAGAUACAGCUGACAGUCAUCAUAAAGUAAAUAAUUAUUAAAUAAAGAAUGAGGAAUUGAUUGAAGAGUUAUAAAAGUACUGGCGAUUAGUGAUAUCUCAUAUGGGUUAAGACUACUAACAUUUGUUAAAAUUGUCAAGUGAUUCAGAUGCAUUAGAAAUAGUUUAAUCAUUAGCUAUUUUAGAAGAUAUUAGAUAUAAUGAUUAAAAAGUUCCAUAAAAUCAAGAUAUUCAAAAUGAAAUAAUGGAAUUUAAAUAAUAAAUUUCUAACUAAAAAAAUGAUCUGGAAGCUAAAACAUAACUUAUUCAUCAAUUAUUACAUAAAUAAACAUAAUUAUAAGAGUAGAAUCAAGAAAUGCUUCUUAAAUUGAUAUAAAAAGAAGAGGAAAAUUCCAGUAAAAUAGCUUAACUCUAAAAAGAAAUAAAAGAUAAUAACAACAAAAUUCAGACUCGAAUACCAUCAUAAUUAUAAUCAGCCCGUUAACCAUUUUAAUAGUUUAGUUAAUCGACUAAAAGUUCUCCGUAACCAAGAGAAUUUCGUCAACUAAGCAAUUAUUAUUAAACAACAUUAAGUAAAUUAAUAAAAGUUUCUGGUACUCAUAAUAAUACAAUUAAAAAUAAUAGCAAUAUUGUUUUUUAAUGA
Molecule: messenger RNA, 660 nt
Organism: Paramecium sonneborni
Lineage: Eukaryota; Ciliophora; Oligohymenophorea; Peniculida; Parameciidae
Source: the annotation of a GenBank genome assembly